UCUCUCUCUCCCCCUUUAUGUUGCUUUAGUUUUUUCUCAUCUUCUUCAUUGUUCCACUCAAUACUGUCGGUGGAAGUCCCAACAUCCCACGUUUCAUUUUAAUUCACACUUCCCCUGAUUUCAUCUCUCUGAAAUUUAGGAGUUCAAAGAGUUUUUUCUUUUGUCCUUUUGGUUUUAUCCUUUGAUGAUCCAUUCAUUGUUGGAAACUACCACUCCAUUCAUCAUCAAAGAUGUUUUAACUUUAGAAAUAUUUGAAUUAUUGAAACUGGGAUUGGUGAAACAAUGGACCAAAAAAUCUGGCUAUGGAGGAAAAAAUCUACAGAGAAGACCAGUCUUUCUACUGACAAACAAAACAUUUCCCAGAAUGACAACGGAGAAGAGACUCUUGUGACUGAUAAAAGAGAACUAGAGAAUGAGCUAAAUAAAUUAAAUCACAAGCUCGCCUCUGCACUUUCCGACUGUAGUUACAAAGAUGAACUUGUGAAGAAACAUGAAAAUACGACACUGCAAGCUACUGCAGGAAGGGAGAAGGCGGAAUCGAUAGCAGCUUCUUUAACGCAAGAACUAGAUGAAGCUUUGCAGCUGAGAGUUGCAAGUGAAGAAAGGGUGACCCAUUUAGAUGCAGCUCUCAAGGAAUGCAUGCGGCAGCUGCGGUUUGUUCGACAAGAGCAGGAGCAAAGGAUUCACGAAGCUGUGAUGAAUGCCUCAAAAGAUUUUGAGAAUUCAAAGAAGAAUUUGGAGGAGCAGUUGGCUGAGACUAGGAAAAGGGUUACCAAAUUAGGUGUUGAGAAUACUAAUAUUAGCAAGGCUCUCUUGGCGAAGGAAAACGUUAUUGAUGAUUUAAACAAGCAAAGGGCUCGGAUCGAGACUGAUUUGAGUGCACUAUUGAAAAGAUUAGAGUCCACAGAGAAAGAUAAUGCUGCUUUGAAAUAUGAGGUUCGAGUGCUUGAGAAAGAACUUGAGAUCUGGAAUGAAGAAAGAGAAUUCAAUCGCCGAACAGCAGAAGCAUCACACAAGCAACAUUUAGAAAGUGUGAAGAAAAUAGCUAAGCUCGAAUCAGAAUGUCAACGGCUGCAUGUCCUAGUCUGUAAAUGGUUGCCAGGUCCUGAUGCUUUGGCUAAGAUGAAAAACGAAGUUGGGAUGCUGGGAAAGGGCUCAAUUGAAAUGAGGAGAAAAUUAAAUCAAAGUCCUACCAGUCUAGGGGUUGAUUUCACAUUUGACAAUUAUUCGGACAGCCCAAGCAAGAGGGUUAAUACCCUAACUAAGCAGUUGUGUGCAAUUGAAGAAGAAAAUAUGGCUCUCAAGGAAGCCCUUAAUAACAAAACCAGUGAACUUCAAUUCUCAAGAGCCAUGUAUGCCCGUGCUGCUUCCAAAUUAUCGGAGGUUGAAUCACGGCUUGAAGAAUCCUCCAAAAGUCUGUCGAACAAUGAGUCGACCAGGAACAGCAUCUUGUUGUCAUCAAUGUCUGAUGUUGGCAUAGAUGAUAAAGCUAGCUGUGCAGAAUCCUGGGCUUCUGCUUUAAUUUCAGAGCUUGGGCAUUUCAGGAAUGAAAAAAUAAGGAAGUCGUCGUCAUGCAAAACUGUUGCGUCCUCGGAAAUAAAUCUGAUGUAUGAUUUUGUUGAGAUGGAGAAAUUAGCUUUAGUCUCAGUUGAUGAACUGCCGGGAAGUUCUCAUGUUUAUUCAGGUGAAGCUAGUGGGACCCUGGGACCGUUACAAACUGGACUGAAUGGAAAUGCCUUGGAGGUAAUGUGUAAGGAGAUGGUCCUUGUUCCUGACAAUCAGGAUGACCAUAGCAUGUUGAACAAUGAAAUGAAGUCCAAAAGUCCGUUGGUUAGCAAAGUUCCUGGUCCACUUCAGGAUAUACCAAAAGCGAACUUGGAGCAAACCAAUGCAACUCAAAGAAACACGGAUGAAAUUCUUGAGGAUAUUAGAAGAGGUUUGGCUUGCAUGGGCUAUCCGAACGCUGCUGAAUCUUUUGACGAAAAGGAGGGUUUGGACCGUCAUAAUUCCUAUGAUCCAUCUUGUAUUAGCAGCUACAUGUCAUGGAAACCAUUGAAUGGUUCUUCAAUAUCGGAUUCAUGUAAUGAGGAUGCUGAUGUUAACAUUUGCUCAGAAGAGGCGAGCAACCAGCUGUUGCAUCCUGAUUUGAAUAAAUCAAUUUGCAGGAUAAUUGAGCUUAUCGAAGGGAUCAGCUUACCACCACCAGAAUAUAAUAUCCCUGAUAAGAAUUCUUUCCCAUAUAAGCACACGGAAACACCUUCAGGCUAUGUGUUUCGUGUUUUCCAAUGGAAAACUUCUGAAAUCGGUGCUGUUUUACAGGAAUUUGUGCAGGCUUGUUAUGACUUAUUGAAUGGAAAGACAGACAUCAUCAAAUUUACCCAAGAAUUAACUUCGGGUUUGGACUGGAUCAUUAACCAUUGCUUUUCUUUUCAAGAUGUUUGGAGCAUGAGGGAUGCAAUUAAGAAUCACUUUGACUGGGAUGAAUCUGAAAGCGAUAGUGAAGUGGAAGGUGUAAUAGUUGAUCAAUUUACACAGCCCGGAAAAUUCAACAUUGCUGCUCUGUAUGACAAUGAAGAGCUUAAUAUGAGAGAGGAAAAAAUAAAAGCAAGAUAUGAGUUGGUUAACGAAGAAGCCACAAAGCAACACCUCGAAGAUAAGCUACAGUCAACUAUGAAUAGGAGCAACUCGCUGAUAAAUCAACUUGAGGAAUCUGAGAAAGCCAUUGAAAAGUUGCAGGUGGAGUUGGAUACAUUGAGAAAAGCUGAGGAAAUGGUUGAAGUGAAAGUUGAAAAACAGAUAUGGACUAAUGAAAUCUAUGAUAACCCGCUUUGCUUGACCAAAUAUAAAAUAGAUGAAGAUUGUCAAAAUUUUCCUUCAGAAGACCUGGAACCAAAGAUUAAUAAUAGCUGCCAUGAAAAAUUCGAGACCACGGGCCUAGACACCGUGACAGAAAAGGAGCUACCAAAGCCUGAAAUCAUGCUGGAGGGAAAUCAGUUUCGAACUGACCAGGAGAUUACAAUUGCUUCGGAAAAGUUGGCCGAGUGCCAAGAGACUAUUUUAAACUUGGGAAAGAAGUUGAAGGCAUUGGCAUCUCCGAAGGAAGCAGCCCUUUUCGAGAACGUUAUCUCCGCUAAAACCGAGACCAUAACUCCGAUGACUUUAAUGACUAUUCCAACUCCACCAAGGAAGAAGUUGAUUAGUCGAAGACCCUCUCUAUUAGAUCAGAUGAUAAUUGAAGAUCAGGCCAAAGUAAAAGGCAAUCCCAGUUCUUUCAUCUCUAGGGCGGCGCUAUUGCUAUCGCCUACGGACGGUACCCUCAUUUUAGAUGGAAAUAAACAACAUGAAGAAAACGCAACGGUUAAAUCUUUAGCAAUUGUCCCUAGCAGAAAACAAGGUGGGAGUUUAUGGAAAAAGCUUUUCCGGAGAAAGGGCUUUGGAUGCUGAGGAGUUGAACUAUCAAUCUCAUGAAUCAAUUGGAUGGUACGAACACGACACAUCCGAGACCGACCCGAAACUUGGAUCAAUGUGUUAUAGUUUGACAAGGGAAUUUAUACAUAAUGGGUCUGUCUUGUAAUGCCUAAACCCAGUGAGGUAUUUUGGAAAAUGCAAAUGGAGUGAUAUUACUAAAAAGUUGAAGGCCAUUUGUGGUUUGUUUAAGG
This is a messenger RNA of Hibiscus syriacus, 3659 nucleotides long. Its product is annotated as filament-like plant protein 7. The transcript has 6 exons. Lineage: Eukaryota; Viridiplantae; Streptophyta; Magnoliopsida; Malvales; Malvaceae. Bases 283 to 3444 code for a protein of 1053 amino acids. The record is from RefSeq and is a predicted model, not a curated record.